AAGUUUCUGGUCCACAAGCGGGGCGGUGUACUUUUGAGUUUUGACUAAACCCUCAAACCCACUUCUCUACCUUAAACCCUCAGCCGCACGGUCACAGACCAAAAAUCAGUCUCGUUCUACAAAAUCCCACUACUCUUUCUAGGUUGAAAUCUUUGGAAAUGGGAAGGAUAUUUGUGGUAGAUCUUGAAGGUAGGACAUAUAAGUGCAAAUUCUGCAAAACCCAUCUUGCCCUUGCUGACGACCUUGUUUCCAGGGGGUUUCAUUGCCGCAGAGGAAAAGCAUACCUAUUCAAUAAAGCGGUGAAUGUAACUGUUGGACCUCAUGAAGAGAGGGUGAUGCUUUCUGGGAUGCACACGGUAGCGGACAUAUUUUGUUGCUGUUGUGGGCAAAUUGUUGGCUGGAAAUAUGAGUCUGCACAUGAGGAAAGCCAGAAGUAUAAAGAAGGGAAGUUUGUUCUUGAAAGAGAUAGGAUCAUUGACGGAGUUGACACUGAAUUCUACAUCGAUACUCGUCCGAGUAUCAGUGAUGCUGAGGAUGCAUAGGCUUAGCUACGUUUAUAUCUAAAUAUUGUGUCGUUUUAUCUUGUAGAUCUAAUAGAAAAGAAACUGUUUGUAUCUAACCAUUGUGUGGUUGUAUCUUGUAGAUCUAGUUUGUAGAUAUAGAAAAGAAACUUUUUGUAUCUAACCAUUGUGUGGUUGUAUCUUGUAGGUCUAGUUUGUAGAUAUAGAAAAGAAGCUUCUACAUAAGUGUUUUGUUGUAUAUGAUAUUCCUUAUAUAAGGAGUUUUUCCUUAUGUGUGCAAAAUAGAAAUUAAGAGCUAGUAUGGUUGAUGAUUCA
This is a messenger RNA of Nicotiana attenuata, 836 nucleotides long. RefSeq names its product protein yippee-like At5g53940. NCBI's taxonomy places the organism in Eukaryota, Viridiplantae, Streptophyta, Magnoliopsida, Solanales, Solanaceae. The record is from RefSeq and is a predicted model, not a curated record. The coding region runs from base 159 to 542 and encodes 127 amino acids. Gene Ontology annotation, cellular component: ubiquitin ligase complex. The transcript is spliced from 5 exons.